Messenger RNA from Onychostruthus taczanowskii (white-rumped snowfinch), 1525 nucleotides. RefSeq names its product growth differentiation factor 5 (gene GDF5). Bases 1 to 1503 code for a protein of 500 amino acids. The transcript is spliced from 2 exons. Gene Ontology annotation, biological process: BMP signaling pathway; SMAD protein signal transduction. NCBI's taxonomy places the organism in Eukaryota, Metazoa, Chordata, Aves, Passeriformes, Passeridae. The record is from RefSeq and is a predicted model, not a curated record. Gene Ontology annotation, cellular component: extracellular region. Gene Ontology annotation, molecular function: cytokine activity; growth factor activity.
AUGAAAAUCCUGCAUUUUCUCACUUUACUGCUUUGGCAUUUGACUUGGCUGUCUCUGGAUCUAGUUCCUGGAGCGCUGAGUAAUUCUGAAGCAGGCCAGGGUAAUCCAGGAUCUAAACUAGGUUUUUUGAAAGCAGAAGGAAAGGAGAGGAACCCCUCCGCACGGGCAGGUACAUUGAGGACUGCAAGCCAUGGAUACAGUGCUGGGACCUCAAAGGCCAGGACUAAAAGCAGUGCUGUUCAGGCUGGAGCUCUGCUGGCCAAGAAUGAUGACUCAAAGAAGGUUCCCUCAAGAACAGCAGCCAUGGAGGGCAAGGUAGGACAUCUCCCCGGCAGACCUUCUGGAGUAAGGACAGUGACUCCAAAGGUUCAAAAUCUUAGCAGCAAGGUGGCUUUGAAAAAAACUGGCACAAGCAGUACUGACACUGAUUCUUUCAAAACCAAAAAGACUAAAGAGCCUGUAACCCAGAGGGAAGCUAAGGAAACUUUCCGACAUCCCCCGAUAACGCCACAUGAAUACAUGCUCUCUUUGUACAGGACUCUCUCAGAUGCAGAAAGAAAGGGUGUUAAUGGAAGUGUAAAACUGGAGGCUGGACUGGCCAAUACAAUAACCAGCUUUAUAGACAAAGGACAAGAUGAGCGAGCACCAACUAUAAGAAAACAAAAAUAUAUUUUUGACAUCAGUGCAUUAGAAAAAGAUGGUUUGCUGGGAGCAGAGCUUCGAAUAUUGAGAAAAAAACCUUCUGAUACAUGGAAGUCUCAUUCUUCUGGAAGAACUUCCCAAGUAAAAUUAUUUAGUUGCUCUACAAACAGACAAGCCUCAACACUCUUGGACUCCCGGACUGUCAGCAUCACUGAUACACCCAAGUGGGAAGUGUUUGACAUCUGGAAACUGUUCAGAAACUUUAAAAAUUUGGUUAACUUGUGUUUUGAACUGGAAACUUUUGACAGGGGGAGAGCUGUUGAUCUCAGGAGUGUGGGAUUUAAUAGAACAGGAAGACAGGUCAAUGAAAAGGCUCUGUUCUUGGUGUUUGGGAGGACGAAAAAAAGAGACUUAUUCUUCAAUGAAAUCAAAGCUAGAUCCGGCCAAGAUGACAAAACUGUUUAUGAGUACUUAUUCAAUCAGAGGCGGAAGAGAAGAGCUCCUCUAGCAACACGGCAAGGGAAGAGGCCCACCAAGAACCUGAAGGCAAGGUGUAGCAGAAAAGCCCUCCACGUGAAUUUUAAGGAUAUGGGCUGGGAUGACUGGAUAAUAGCCCCUCUGGAGUAUGAGGCGUAUCACUGUGAAGGGCUCUGUGAAUUCCCCCUCCGAUCCCACCUGGAGCCCACCAACCACGCAGUUAUCCAGACUUUAAUGAACUCGAUGGACCCCGAGUCCACGCCCCCGACUUGCUGUGUCCCAACCCGGCUGAGCCCCAUCAGCAUCCUUUUCAUUGACUCUGCAAACAACGUGGUCUACAAGCAGUACGAGGACAUGGUGGUGGAGUCGUGUGGCUGUAGGUAGCAGAACAGUUGCUCGUGUGAAU